AUGAUAGUUAUUACAAAAAAAAGGUUUAUUUUUGUUCUAAAUACUUGUUCAGUAACACCGGUUUUUUAUAUUAAAUAACUGCUCAAAUCUGUAUUUGAUUAACAUUAGUUAUUUUCUAUCACAUCACAGGCUACCUCAGCUAUCUCCACCAUCUAGGAAAGGAUUAAUUUAUUGUUUCUUCUAACUCCACUUCCUCACUAUCACUACCAAAGAUGGCACCAGUUGAAUUCUUAUUUCUUCAUGGAGGUUGGAGUGCGGAUCAUAGGGGUGGUGCUCCGCUUGCUGAACCUGCUCACCUCUAUCAUCACAGCCCCAUACUUCUGGCUGUACGGGAGGCAGCUAGCGCGACCGUGCCCCGGUGAUGACAACCCUAUUCUCAUGUACAGUGCCGUUGAACUGGCGCGGAAGAUUCGGAAUGGAGAGCUACGGAGCAAAGACGUGGUCUCGACCUACAUAGCCCGAGUGAACACAGUUAACAAGUACCUCAAUGCUGUGGUAGAAGAGCGGUACAGCGCGGCGUUGAAAGAGGCUGAUGCGGCGGACCGACUGCUGGACGAGGCCAGGGCUUCUGGGGACUGGGCGAGGGUCGAGGGGAAGCCGCUGUUGGGCGUACCGUUCACGGUUAAGGAGAGCUGCUCGCUGGCUGGCAUGUCUAACGCAGUAGGCUGCCUCGAAUUCGCCGGCCGCCGCGCCUCCACGGACGGCGGGGCGGUCCGCAACGUGAGACUAUCAGGCGCCAUCCCGCUACUAGUGUCCAACACCCCCGAGCUGUGUCUGGGGUGGGAGACGACUAACUUACUGCAUGGGACCACGAAUAAUCCGUACAGCUUGGAUAGGACGCCUGGCGGAUCUUCGGGUGGCGAGGCAGCCCUAAUAGCGAGUGGGGCGUCUCCUUUCGGAGUAGCGUCAGACAUCGCGGGCUCCAUACGCAUACCGGCCGCCUUCUGCGGGGUCUUCGGACAUAAACCUACACCGGGUAUAAUCCCGAUAGACGGUCACAUCCCGUCUCUGACUGACCCCAACUACCCUCGCUUCCUCACCGUGGGUCCGAUAGCGCGCCGCGCCGACGACCUCAUAGCACUCACUAAGAUCAUGGCCGGAGAGAACGCACACAAACUGCAGUUGGAUAAACCUGUGGACUUUAGUAAACUUAAGGUUUUUUACAUGACUGAAUCAGCAAAAUCAAUAGCUUUAACGGACACAGACCCUAGUAUAAAAGAUUUUAUAAUCGACGCUGCCAACUACCUAGAAAAAGAAUGCGGUGCUACUAUAAGUGAUAAAAAGUUUACAGCUAUGGAGGAUUCCGUUGAAAUAUCAAUAUCAUUAUUCUUUGCCAUGAAAGAUAUUCCUAACUUAUUAGCUGACCCAGCAAAUCCAAAAAAAGACCGCAGCGGUCUCCUCGAGCUACUGAAGCUGCUGCUCGGCGGCGGCUCGCGCUCGCUACAGGCACUCGGCUUCGCUCUCAUCAAGAGCACGCAGCUCUACAUACCGACAUCGCGGCGCCCGCACUACCACGAGCUCGCCACACUACUGCGAGAGGAGAUCAUUCAAACCCUGGGCUCGGACGGCGUAUUCCUCUACCCAGUGUUCUCAGCCCCGGCUCACCGCCACGGCGGCGUGUUCGCGAGAGCCGCCGGCGUCAUGUAUACCAUGCUGUUGAACGUGCUGGGGUUGCCGGCCGUGGCUGUUCCACGCCGGAGUGGGGUUUUGCCCACAGCCAUACAGGUGGUCGCCGCGCCGAACCAAGACCGCCUAUGUUUAGCUGUCGCGAAGAAAUUAGAAGAAGCUUUCGGCGGAUGGCAACCAGUGCCGAAUGACCCGUGAAUUGAUUCAUUUAUGAUUAGAUAUAGCCUUAAGAAUAUCUAAGGUUUUAUGGGAUAGACUUUGAAGAGGGUAUAGUAGGUACUAGGUACCUAACGUUACUGAUAUUAUUUGUAUGUAACUUUCCUAUGUACUCUAUGACGUAAAAAAAUCAUCUGUUACUGAUUGGUCAAGAGGGUAUAAAUUAUUUUUAUGAGUAAAUUCAAAUCCUUUCCUAACCCUUAUUAUAUCAUAACAUGUCAUAAAGUAAAAAAACAUGAAUAAUUAGUUGGUAUUACCGACUUCAUUAUUGAAAUCAAUGUGUUUGGCAUUGUAUGGAUUAUAUAUUACUUAUUUAUAACUAAUGUUAUACUGUGAUGAAGCAUUAAAACAUAACUGGGGAUGAAAUGUGCAAUAUUAGGUAAAUUCGGUAUUUUAAUAUCGUAAGAAUAUAUAUAUACUUAAUUAUGUAUUUGGUAAAACUACAGAUUAUGUAUAAAUAAAAUAAGCUGACUUUAUGUAUUUUUGUAGAUCUACUUUUUUAUUUUACAUUGAUGAAAUGAGACUUUUUACCGCUACAGAAACUUUAAAAUAAAACUAAUUCAAAUAUAUUAUUUGGACAACUAUAAAGUAUUGUGUGUAAAGAACUAAUUAAUAAUAUUUAUGUACUUAUUAGUGUAACUCAAACCACUGGUAUUGCGUGGAAUAUUUUUUUGAUCAAAACUACUAUUUAUAAAUCCUGACAUAAUUAAUUGAAUGUUGUUUGUGCAAGGCAUAUUUUGUAAGGUCGUGUGUUACGAAUAUUGCUACACGCAAUUUAAGAAUGUUAUGCAAAUUAAGUAAGUAUAAAUAAAUGUAUUCUGGGAAACUUUCUCAAUUCUAUACUAUU
Plutella xylostella (diamondback moth) is the source of this 2689-nucleotide messenger RNA. The record is from RefSeq and is a predicted model, not a curated record. Lineage: Eukaryota; Metazoa; Arthropoda; Insecta; Lepidoptera; Plutellidae.